Porites evermanni is the source of this 2545-nucleotide messenger RNA. The record is from the annotation of a GenBank genome assembly. NCBI's taxonomy places the organism in Eukaryota, Metazoa, Cnidaria, Anthozoa, Scleractinia, Poritidae.
AUGCUGGUCUUUCUUACGACCCAGUUGUCGAUGAUGUUUCGUUUAGAUAAGAGGCUUGAUUCUGCAAACACCGUUGAACUUACUUCCUUUAAUCAUAGAAAUGAAGAAUCGGCCUCUUCGUCUCAAGAUUGCGUGCAAACAAACGGCGUGCAAAAGACGAUUGGAAAUCAUGUCUUGUGUCCAAGAGAAAUUAUUGGGCCAACUGGUACAGUCCGGGGGUUCAAAAAUAUGAUAAAAGAAAGAAAGGAGUGCUUGAGAGUAGGCUUUGUUGGGAAAAGUCUUGAGGUAGGUCCACACAAAGCUUCAAUGCACUGUGUAAGAUUAGUGUAUGAGUAGAUCUAUGUACUUAACUUUGCUCCUUGUUAAUUAUUUAUGCAAACAUCGAUAUGUCUUUGUCACAAACUCGCUAUCCCAAUUUUUCUUCUUUCUAUUUAAUAGGAAAAGGAGGAAGGGAAGAUCAUUGUGUACACCACAUCGAUGGGAGGAAUUCGCUCCAAAGUGGAGGAGUGUGCAUACGUCAAGAAAUUGUUCGACAAUUUAGGACUUAAAGUAGAUGAGCGGAAUAUAUUUAUGCAUAAGGAUUAUCAAAACCAGCUUGACAAAAGACUAGGAAUUCAGAACGCUUCCGUGCCGCAUGUGUUUGUAAAUGGAGCUUCUUUAGGGGUAAGAUGAGUGUGGCAUGGUAAAUACAUUGGUGACCGGUUCUUGAGGGAUUGAUUGAUUGAAAUUGCUCACAUAUUAAAGCGACUACUUAAACCCUACUUGAUACUCGAGUAUUGAAAACCUAAGUUAAAAAACUUGUUGUCCGCAAAUGUAAAAGCAAUAUGUGAUGACAAUUAUUGUUUUGAUUUGUUGUAUAGUUCAUUUUGCACAUUGCCCUAUGUGGGGCUUUAAUCAAAGUUAUGGCAUGCAAUUAUAUCAGUCCCACACCAUAUCCGUCGUUGCUACGUUCCCCUCAACGGUCUUCAUAGCAAUCAAAACAACAAGGCUUAUUUGCAUUUCGUCUUGUUUUAUGACAAUAUGCCCGAAGACUGCGUAGAUUGUACUCCUCCAGCUUUUAACAGCAUAUUGCCUUGCUUUGUUGUAUAAACAGUGAUCACAAAAAUAUAAUUCAGCCAUAAGAAAAAGAUGCCGAAUAAAAUGUUUUUCUUCGUUAAAUUUUCCAUAAUGCCAUAUAUCUAGAUAUUCUUACACCUGAUUGCGAUAACAUUGUCCCAAAAAAUGUUAGACAAGAUGAAAAAGCAAAAUAGGAAUUUGUUAAACAUAUCCAGUUUUUCAUGCUUUUCCAAAGCACUGACUAAUCUUAGUAUAAAAUAGAAUAUGUAGGUUUUGCAUUUUGUCCUCCUCAUACCUACAGCCGCGCUCAUUCUUUAAAGAUAAUGAGCCAGUCAGGGUAUUCCAGGAUAUUCAAGGUGUUUUUUUAUGAGUAGUUUUUUUAUCUAUCACUUUUAGCCACAGUUUUCACAGUUUUUCUGAGAAAUUUGCGCGUAAGCAUGCAAAAUAAAAGCACCUGUUUGAGUGCAAAAACGAAAGGCGACAUCUUUUUCCCAGAAGAAUUUUUUCAACUAAUAUAGCUUUCCUGCUGGGCAAUGGGGUGGAAGAAAUCUUAAUCAUCGGUUAGCUUUGCUUGAUUGAUGUUAGAUUAUUAAAGAUGGCGGGUUUCUUGGAGAGUGGGCAACGCUCGAGCACAUAAGAUGCUGUGAGUUGCCCAAAAAGCUGAAACUCCUACGCCUAGUAGCCUCCCUGGCAGACGUUCUUAAGGAUACGUCACGCGUAUAAGGAACACGUAGGAACGAAGGCCUAAGAAGUUUCUGUCGGAGGCUGGGCUAAGAGUUGGUGAAAAACUGCAAUCAAGACUAAUGCAGUUUUAAUACUUCUUUUCCUUUUCCCCCAGGGCGUUCAAGAACUAGAACAAAUGAACGAAACUGGAGAACUGAAGAGACUGCUUCAAAGUUUUGAGGUAAAAAGAAGAGAAUUACCUUCUAGGGUAACGUUUUGGGUAGAGGGUUCCUCUUUGAAUCUCUGGGGAUUCCUGGUCUUAAAACACUUUAAACAAAGACUUCAUACGUUUUCAAGGAUAACAUCUGUGUGCUACUUGCAUCAAAUAACGUGCUCUUCAAUUACAAGCGGAGCGAAAAGUUCCAAAAAUGUCAAAAAUGGCACCCACUCAAUCCCAAUCUGGUGAGUCUCGGAUCAGACUCGGUGUUAGCAGCUUUUAGACUCUAGUAGCUUGCAAAGCUUAACUGGAAGAGCUGAUGCUAGCUCGUUUUACCUAAAUAGUUCAUCAAAAAAAUUGUUAAAAUCUAAAGGAAAUUCACAAUGUGUUGUCAGUUGAAAUGAUAACUGGAUGUUUUUUUUCCUCUAGAGGCGGGAUAACAAUGUAUGUCACAGCUGUGGUGGCUUUCGGUACAUUAACUGUACUCAAUGUCAUGGAAGCAGAAGAUCACGAACAACAAGAAUUUCUAGACAGAUCAGUGUUCUUCGAUGCACUGCGUGCAAUGAAAAUGGAUUACAACGCUGCUCGGAGUGCAGCAGCUCAAUGUAA